CUUCCUCACGAUCCCGAAGCUCUUUUCCGCUUCUUCACUCUCCAGUACCUUUUACCUCUCACACAUUGCUUCCUACCAUUGCGUCUUACCACCCAGUCAUAACGGCAUUACACAACUCUUGACUCUUCGACCAAGCCGGACCACCGAAACCCACCGUUGUCUCACGCCAUUCGAGCUCCCCAUUCCAUCGUGGUCAUUGCGCAAUCGUCCGUGCGCUACAUAUAUGAAUCACACCCUCACCUAGUUCAUACAUUGAAAUAUUUUUCGCUGCCUCGCCGUCGAGAACUUUCGAUCCAACUCUUCGAUCAAUAUACAUCUACAACAUCGACAGAGUUGCUGCCGUCGCUCUGAGUCAUCGACUACUUGACUCUUCUUCACACCUCGACAGACUCGACUCCAACACAAUACAACACAACACCACAACUAUCAACCAUGGACUGCUUUCAAGACUUCUGCCUCUUCUGUGACCGGGACUCACCUGACGGUCCCUACUGCUCACAACGAUGCAAACUCGCCGACCUUGAGAAGGCGAGCUCGUCCAACCCUGGAUCACCCACAUCAUCUCGACACGACCACCGCGACACUCGAUACGUACUGUCGCCAGCAUACAAGUUCCACAGCGAGCAACAACAACAACAACACCAACGAACACCAGGCUACGACGCUCCAGCGGCGAACAACUCUCGACGACCUCGAUCAUCCUACUUCAUGUGGACAGCAUCGCCCACAACCCAGGACCGAUCACUCAUCGAAGACCGCUCGCUAUCACCCUCAUCAUCACGCACAUCACUCUCAUCAACGUCAAGCGGCUCCAGCACGACAGACGCCUUCUCCGCGCAAGCUAAGCAGCAACUUCAGGAGUAUUUUAGCUCCUUCGACCAAGCUCGAGCUGCAAAGCGGAGGUCCAGCACUAGGAGCACCUGACUCGACCAAGCCUCCUGACCUCACCUGGAGUUACACUUUCACACACCACGUCAGUCCGACGACACCACUUCCUCGGACCUGUGGAAAGCUUCUGCAUUGGAAUUAUUGAGCGACUUCUGACACGACCACCACGGCUUCAAGACGACACAGCAUCGAAGCCGGGAUCCUUCUUUUGUACGCAUUGCAUCAUGGUGUACCACUAAAAGCAUCUGACCGGGACAUUUUGGGGAGACUUGUUUGAAUCACAAAGGCGCGAAAAAAAAACCCCAACAUGUAUCUGAGCGAAUCUGGGUUGGAGUUACUUCUACGAAUUUGGCCGGCGAGCCAUCAUCUGUACGCAUGAACGAAAGGAAGUUUUGGGAUGAGAUUUUUUCUGGUGUACUCGAUCGCUACUCUGUUGUUGGAAAGGGUCCAUUUGUUUGCUUGCUUAUGGAGG
Messenger RNA from Zymoseptoria tritici IPO323, 1360 nucleotides. RefSeq lists its product as uncharacterized. NCBI's taxonomy places the organism in Eukaryota, Fungi, Ascomycota, Dothideomycetes, Mycosphaerellales, Mycosphaerellaceae. The transcript has a single exon. The coding region runs from base 433 to 924 and encodes 163 amino acids. The record is from RefSeq and is a predicted model, not a curated record.